UCCCGCAUUUUCUGAUCCUCUCAAACCCUUUCUCUAUAAAUCUAUGCAUCCAAAACCCUAGCUUCCACGCACCACCCAUUCCAUUCCAUUCCAGUCCAUUCCAAUCACUUUAAGAAACCCAAAUCAACUCUCUCUCCCUCUCACCACCACACAAACAGCCUAAUAUCUCUGACCAUAUCUUCUUCGAUUCUCUCUCUCUCUCCAAAUCCAAGAUUUCUGGGUUCUGUCCCGAUUCUCUCCUUUACUAUGAUUUUGGGUCUCUUCUAAUCCAAAGCCUUGAAUUGAAACAGCCCACCAUUAAUUUCGAUUCCUUUUGUAUAUUUUCGUUUUGGUUGAUUGUUUCAUUGAUUUUGGUUGAUUGAUUCAUUGAUUUUGGUUGAUUGAAAUAUGGCUAUUGCUUUCCCUCAUUUUAUUGUGUCUGACAAGCCAACAGUGGAGUCAGCUAUCAUGGUGUCAAAGCCAUCGCCGGUGAUUCUAACGCAGGACGAGCUCAAGAAGAUCGCUGCUUACAAGGCCGUUGAGUUCGUCGAAUCGGGCAUGGUUUUGGGUUUGGGAACUGGCUCAACUGCCAAGCACGCCGUGGAUCGAAUCGGCGAGCUUUUGCGCCUAGGCAAGCUCAACAACAUUGUUGGAAUACCCACUUCGAAGAUGACUCAUGAACAAGCUGUGUCUGUUGGAAUUCCGCUUUCUGACCUCGAUUCUCACCCUGUUGUCGAUCUAGCAAUCGAUGGUGCUGAUGAGGUCGAUCCUUACAUGAAUUUGGUCAAAGGACGAGGUGGGUCUUUGCUGAGAGAGAAGAUGAUUGAAGGUGCUUGCAAGAAAUUUGUUGUGAUUGUUGAUGAAUCGAAGCUUGUUGAGCAUUUGGGGGGUAGUGGGUUGGCUAUGCCGGUUGAGAUUGUGCCUUUUUGUUGGAAAUUCACGGCUCACAGGCUUCAAUUGUUGUUCGAGGAGGCGGGUUGCGUUGCAAAGCUUAGGACUUUUGGUGAAAAUUGUAAACCAUUUGUGACUGAUAACAAGAAUUAUAUUAUUGAUUUGUAUUUCAAGAAAGAUAUUGGAGAUUUGAAUGCUGCUAGUGAUGCAAUCUUGAGGCACCCGGGUGUUGUAGAGCAUGGGAUGUUUCUUGGCAUGGCAACCACUGUUAUAAUUGCCGGUGAACUCGGCGUCACGAUGAAGAACAAGCAGGGCCUGGGAAGCCAGAGGUAGUUUGACUGAUCAUGUUUGAUUUGGGUACCUAACAUAUUACUAUAUAUUUAGGCUAUUUAAGUUUUGCUUCGAAAAGUGGAAGCUUUAUUGGUAAUUAAUGUAACAGGGGAAGAAUUUUGAUGUUCUAGUGUCAUUUGAUAUAACUAUUGGGGAAUUUCACCCCAAGUAUUUUACUUGUAUGGAGACCAAUCUAGUGAAAAUGAAAAGAAAUUCGCAAAUUUUUUUAA
Camellia sinensis is the source of this 1430-nucleotide messenger RNA. RefSeq names its product putative ribose-5-phosphate isomerase 2. Gene Ontology annotation, molecular function: ribose-5-phosphate isomerase activity. Gene Ontology annotation, biological process: pentose-phosphate shunt, non-oxidative branch. The record is from RefSeq and is a predicted model, not a curated record. Lineage: Eukaryota; Viridiplantae; Streptophyta; Magnoliopsida; Ericales; Theaceae.